Pseudoliparis swirei is the source of this 981-nucleotide messenger RNA. Its product is annotated as glyoxylate/hydroxypyruvate reductase B-like. NCBI's taxonomy places the organism in Eukaryota, Metazoa, Chordata, Actinopteri, Perciformes, Liparidae. The record is from RefSeq and is a predicted model, not a curated record. Gene Ontology annotation, molecular function: glyoxylate reductase (NADPH) activity; NAD binding; hydroxypyruvate reductase [NAD(P)H] activity. Bases 1 to 981 code for a protein of 326 amino acids. Gene Ontology annotation, cellular component: cytosol. The transcript is spliced from 5 exons.
AUGGAGGAUGACAAAAGGUGGGCGUUGAUCUCCGAGGUGGGGGGCGACGCCGGCUACCUCGAGGAGCUCGCCGCCGUGCUGGAGCGCCGCUUCCACCUCGUCGGCCACCGGGAGUUCCUCCGGGACCCGGAGCGCCACGGGCCCCGAGUCCAGGUCCUGUUCAACUGGAAGUUCCUGCCGGCGGUCGAGCCCUCGCUGCUGCGGUCGCUGCCCGCCCUCCGAUUGGUCGCCAGCGGAGGAGUGGGCGUCGACCACCUGGACGUGGCGUUCAUCAACGGCCUCGGGGUGAAGGUGGCCAACACGCCCGGCGUGGUCGGCGGCGCCACCGCGGACCUCGCCAUGGGCCUGCUGCUGGCGUCGGCACGCAAGAUCCUGCACGGUCACCAGAUCGCCGUUGACCCGAACACCACCCAACUACCGCAAAGCCUCAUGGGAGUUGAAGUCUCGGGGGCCACGUUGGGGAUCGUUGGAAUGGGAGACGUCGGCUACAAGAUCGCCCAGAGGAGCCUCGGCUUUGAGAUGAAGGUCCUGUACCACAACCGGACCCGGAGGAGUGUAGGUGAUGAGCAGGCGGUUGGCGCUGUGUUCUGCCCCCUGGAGGACCUCCUGAGGAGGGCGGACUUCGUGGUGGUCGCCGUCAAACUGACCGCGGACACGAGGCGUCUGAUUGGCCGCCGGGAGCUGUCACUCAUGAAGCCCACGGCGACGCUGGUGAACGUCAGCCGAGGUCUGGUCGUGGACCAGGAGGCGCUGGUGGCCGCUCUCCAGUCGGGGGGGAUCCGUGCGGCGGCUCUGGACGUGACUCACCCUGAACCUUUACCGAGGGACCACCCGCUGCUGUUCCUGCCCAACGUGCUGAUCACCCCCCACAUCGGGAUCAGUACCCACGCCACCGCCAGGGCCAUCGUGGAGAGGAUGCUGCAGAACGGCGUGGCCGCGGUGGACGGCCGGCCGGUUCCAGAUGAGGUCCGGCUGCCGUGA